UCUUGUCAAAAGACUUACACACAGGUGUUUUUGAUAAGUCAAAUCAAAACAAAAUCCAAAUUAGUAAACAUUAGCUGCAGUCAUGUUAUUGAGAGAUCAAAGGAACUAAUAUAUUCCCCGAUAUUAUGUUCGGAAGAAUUCGUAGGCAAAAUUUUGAUUCGGUAUCCUUGAAUUCUCCAUAAAACUAUUGUUUUUAGAGGGCAUUCAUAUUAGCAAAUAAUCGCAAAUGAAAGUGAAGCGCGGUUAUUACGAUGUUUUCGUGAAUACUUGUGCUAGGUUUCCGUCCAACGUCGCCGUGAGACACUACGUCGAUGGCGUCUACAAGAAUUACAUGUACUCGGAACUGUAUGGGGUGUGUGAGUACAUAUCACAGAAGCUUCAGCUGAUGCUCUGUAAUAAAGGAGUCAUUGGAUUGGUGUCAGAGAGGAAUAUCAUCAUACCAUGUGUCAUAGCCGCAGCCCACAAAAGCUGCACCACAUUCAUGUUUGUGGACCCGGCGCAAGACAUCGAGGCAAUAGCUAAAGACGUUGAAUUUACAACAAUAAUUAUCAUCAGAAAUAAUGAAAGUGAAGCUAAGACUGAACUAUUUGGUAAAGAGCCAGAUGAAACCGUGUCUGUGUUUGACUUGAUUAUAAGUUUUUUUAGCUGUGAUACGAUAGCCGAACCGCACAUCAAGCAUACAGCUCACUCAUACAUAGCAAUGACUUCAGGCAGCACCGGGGAACCUAAACAUAUACAGGUCCCCAUCCACUGUCUACAGCCCAACAUAACUGAUCUCACCAAAAUGUUCAAUAUUACAACAGAAGAUGUUAUAUUCUUCUCUACACCGCUUACAUUCGACCCUUCAAUGGUAGAAAUAUUACUGGCCUGCAUGAAUGGAGCAUCUCUCCUUAUUGCGCCUGAUAGAGCAGAUGUGUUAUUCCCACAAAACAGAGCUAACUCGGUCACAGUCUGGCAAACAACACCAUCUAAGUUUUUACAGUAUUCUAAUGCUGAUAUCAAAAACAAAAUUUUCUGUCCAAACUCAACACUGAAGAUACUGGCACUUGGUGGAGAACCCUUCAAUAGCAUUAAGAGGUUACGGGAACUAAAGCAUUUUGAUAACAAAACAAAGAUAUUCACAUUGUAUGGAGUAACUGAAAUGUCAUGCUGGGCCUGUGUGGCUGAACUGGACCUAAAAAAAAUUCAAACUGACAGGGAAGUGCCACUGGGUAGCUGUCUCUCUGAAACAGAACUCAUUGUUGAACAUGCUAAAGAAAAUAAAAAUACAGGAAAAAUUAUAUUAGUAAGCAAAACUAGAAAAUGUGUUAUUCUAAACAAGGCGAAAGGUCCAGAAGAGCUAAACUCACUCAAAUUUUUGGACACUGGAGACAUCGGAGAGAUCAGAAACGGUACUAUCUACUACAGGGGCCGCAAAGAUGAUGUCAUCAAGAGAUUCGGUCACAAAGUUAAUUUACAAAUGAUAGAAAACACCAUCAUGCAAUGUCCAAGAGUAAAGACUUGCUCAUGUGUGUGGCUACCAAAACCAAUGCUCCUGGCUGUAUAUUUCUCCUCAGAAACUCUCAGCAGCCAAGAGUUAUCUGACUUCUUAAAAUGUAAACUUGAUGAUAAACAUUGGCCUGAUAAAAUUAUGAGGGUAGAUAACUUACCCACCAAUCCUCAUGGGAAGGUAUCAAAACAAAUAUUGAGUAAAAUGUUUGAAAAAUUAAUUGGAGUGCCACAUUCUGUUGAUUCUUUAAAAUUCAUGUUUCUAAAGGAGUUGAAGGCUGCAAUGAGUAGAAGCUUUACUUAUGAUCAAAUAAAAGAUAAAGACUUCUUUGCGUUGGGCGGGACGUCGUUCUUAGCUGUUUCAAUAUGUAACAAGCUAUCACAGACAUGUCCACAAUUUUCGAAAGUGAUCCUGCCGUAUUUGAUGACACAGAAGAACACAAUAGAAGAGAUACUACAGAUAGCAAAAAAACAGAUGUCUGGGAAUGAAACAAAACCUAAGAAGCGCGUUAAGAGGUCACGGUCGGACAGCGAGGCUAUGGGCCAGGCAGACUAUUUGUUACAAAAGAAAGCUAGUAUAUCGUCUAACAGCAUCCCUGUGGAGUUUAAUGUGAUGUGGUCCCAUGAUACUGGGAAGUGUGUUGAUGCUUCUCCCACAUUGUUCCAGUCAGGCUUCAACCUUUACGUGGCGGUGGGCAGCCAUUCUGGGAAAGUAGUUAUAUGCGAUGCCAUAACAGGCACUCUUAACGCUGAACUGGUCAUGAACACGAGGAUAGAAGCCGCAGUUCUCUGUUACUAUGACAACGAAGUCAUGCCUCCCUGUGGGAUAGUCGGCGGGUACGACGGGACUGUGAUAUGCUUUUGCUUAGACACCUUUAAAGAAAUAUGGAGGAUCAACAUCAGGGCUAUGAUCAAGAGUAAGGCGGUCUGCUGUAAGGGAAAGCUGUAUAUCGCGGCUUAUGAUGGAAAAGUGAGGUGUAUUGAUAUACUGACUGGCGCAGUGAAAGAUACAAUAAUUAUAACCGACCAGGCCAUUUCUGCUGACCUGGUACUGGCUAAGAGGGAGUUCGUACUGCUGGGCACCUUAUCCGGCGAGUGCGCAUGUGUCCACACGAUGACCAACAUGCUGUCGUGGCGCGGUACUUUGGGCAGUCCCGUGUUCGCUAGUCCUGUGCUCUACGACAACGAUAAAUACGUAGUAUUCGCUGAAGUCGCCGGCGAUAUACAUUGUAGGACUGUGGAGAAGGGCAUCAAGAUCUGGAAAUAUCAGGGUGCAAAGGGCAAUGUAUUUUCGUCAAUCUAUGUAAAGCAAAUAGACAAGCUGAAAUGGCAAAUGGUAUUUGGUUGCCACGACAAAGGCGUGUACAGUCUAAUGAUCAAGAAUUUCCAGCCAAGUUUGCUUUGGAAGACCCAACUUACCUCCCCAGUCUACUCCACCCCCUGUGGUUUGGAUCUCAGGUUCAUAUUAGCUGCAUCAAGUAACGGAAAACUAUGUGUUCUUGAUUCAGAUAAUGGAAUUGUGUUAGAAGAACACAGUUUACCAAACGAAACAUUUUCUUCACCAGCUGUGUAUGGUGACUACAUAUUCAUAGGUUGUAGGAAUGACCAUCUGUAUUCAAUUAGAUAUAUUUUGAACUAUUGACUCAUCUAGUCCAACAAUCAAUUGGAGUUGAAUUUAAUUAAAAAUUUAAGUAUAAAUUGUUUAAUAAACAUAAGGACAUAUA
This is a messenger RNA of Helicoverpa zea (corn earworm), 3212 nucleotides long. It is a transcript of the gene Aasdh, whose product is annotated as beta-alanine-activating enzyme. The transcript has 6 exons. Bases 227 to 3130 code for a protein of 967 amino acids. The record is from RefSeq and is a predicted model, not a curated record. NCBI's taxonomy places the organism in Eukaryota, Metazoa, Arthropoda, Insecta, Lepidoptera, Noctuidae. Gene Ontology annotation, molecular function: protein binding. Gene Ontology annotation, biological process: amino acid activation for nonribosomal peptide biosynthetic process.